This is a messenger RNA of Plasmodium fragile, 1275 nucleotides long. RefSeq lists its product as uncharacterized. Gene Ontology annotation, cellular component: transcription factor TFIID complex. Lineage: Eukaryota; Apicomplexa; Aconoidasida; Haemosporida; Plasmodiidae. The transcript is spliced from 2 exons. The record is from RefSeq and is a predicted model, not a curated record. Gene Ontology annotation, biological process: transcription initiation at RNA polymerase II promoter; RNA polymerase II preinitiation complex assembly. Gene Ontology annotation, molecular function: RNA polymerase II general transcription initiation factor activity. Bases 1 to 1275 code for a protein of 424 amino acids.
AUGGAAACUAAGAAGGAGAGAAGCUCCAUAAAAAUCUCACUCAACCUGGGCGGGAACAAGAGGGAUGACAAAAGUGUAAGCGAAUACAACUCUGGGGGGGAUGGGGAUUUCCGGAUCAAGUCCAAGUCGAAGGAAGUUUCACAGGCCUUAGGCCUGAUCGAGGACAUCCGGAGUGGCACGUUCAAUUACAAAGACCUGCAGGAAAUUUACUUCAUGAACGACGUGGACUUGGAAAAAAUGAUUAGUGAGACGAACGCGGAGGAAGGGAACAACGAGAGGGGGGAGGCCCAUGUCGCGGGGCACAGUUCGUAUAGGGAGGACAAUAUGUAUAGUGGUGGCGACGUCCAUGAUGAUAAUAUCCCCCGUUCAAAAGAGUUCACCCAAGGGAAGCUCUUGCACAGUGGAGGAGUGGACCCACAUAACCACCCCAUGCAGAUCAGCGAGAGGAGCCUGACAAAUGAAAAUGAUGAAGAGAACGGAGGAGCGAGUGGAAGAAAUUUAUUUGUAUUAAAUAACCAAGUGGGGAAAGUGUGCAUCAUCAGAUUUCCCCCUGAUGUAUCCAAAGAAAUAAAAAAAUAUCUUCUGAAGAAAAAACUUAUGCUGGAAAUUGAACCAACCAAUUUGUUAAACUCAAGACUUUUCUUUAUACAUUUUAGAAACAUUAAUAAAAAAUUUUGGGGGAUUCUUCUGGAACUGUCAACCCACAUAGAAGUACACAAGACGCUGGAUCGAAAUAACCUAUACAAGACGAAUGACGUUUCACAGAUGAUUUAUGUGUAUGACCCAAGUGAGAAAAGAAGAAAGAAAAAAAAAAAAUGCAAAAAAAUGAUAAAAAAUUUUAUAAAAAAUAAUUUCCAAUUAAAUUCUGGUAUCAGCAAUAAAGUACAAAAUUUUCAUUUUGAAAAUUAUGCAAAACUGUUCAAGUACCAUGAUAUUUAUUUUGCAGAAAAGUUUCUUCAUGAUUAUUUAAACGCCAAGUAUUACGACUACUACGACAUGUAUGUGAAGACUUACACAGAGAUGCACACACACGUGCGCAUCAGUCAAGAGAGCCACAAAAAGCAAAAUGAAAUUGUUGAUGAAAUGACGGACAUUUCAGAAAUAAUAAAUUCGUUGGACAAUACGUAUAGCCUAAUGAGGGAGCUGGAAAAAGAGACCGGGGGCGACAUUUCCCUUGAGACCCUGCUCAAUUAUGAAAUCACCAAUGAGAACUACGAGUCGGACGUGUCGGACUUGUUGAUGGGCGGCAGCCACUACUUGAGGAAGAGGGCCUAG